AUGGCGGAAAGCUCCCCACCCAGGGAUGCAAAGAAGGGAAAAAUUAUAGUUCUCAGGGAAGAGCCCCGAGGGGAACCCGAUGGGCAAAUGUCUUUCUCUCUGAGGGUACUAGAGGAAAAGCUCCCGAAGGGGUACAAGCCCCCGGCCAUUGGAGAGUACGAUGAUAGUAAGGAUCCGAAAGACCAUCUCCGUAAGUUCCAGAAUGCAGUAUUGUUACACCAAUACAACGACGUUAUUAAGUGUCAAGUGUUCCUGAACACUCUAUCUGACUCGACACAGAAAUGGUUUGAUGGACUUCCGAACGGGCCCAUCACUUGGUUUCAUGAUUUCAAGACUAUCUUCUUGUGCCACUUUGCCAGCAACAGGAAGUACCAGAAGACAUACCACUAUCUCUUCGCUCUUAAGCAGGGGCUAGCCGGGCCCUUGCGAAGUUAUAUCAAGCAUUUCAACCAGAUGGCUCAGGACGUCCCAUCUGCCACCUUUGAAAUGUUGAUGAGCGCCUUCUCUCAUGGACUAGUGGAGGGGGAGUUCUUCCGAGAUAUCAUUCGGGAUCCCUUGAAGAACUUCGACGAGAUGCUGGGGAAGGCCCCUAGCUAUAUCAAUGUGGAGGAGGCUCAGGCGGCCCGACGCAAAGCAGGCAAGGCACAUACUCGCACCAACAAGCCAGAGAAAAGGUCGCCCCACCCACCAGCUCAGCCUCUUCCUUGA
Molecule: messenger RNA, 708 nt
Organism: Zingiber officinale
Lineage: Eukaryota; Viridiplantae; Streptophyta; Magnoliopsida; Zingiberales; Zingiberaceae
Exons: 1
Coding region: 1-708 (235 amino acids)
Source: RefSeq, a predicted model, not a curated record